Molecule: messenger RNA, 3177 nt
Organism: Cokeromyces recurvatus
Lineage: Eukaryota; Fungi; Mucoromycota; Mucoromycetes; Mucorales; Mucoraceae
Product: Vps54-like protein-domain-containing protein
Exons: 6
Coding region: 1-3177 (1058 amino acids)
Biological process (GO): Golgi to vacuole transport; retrograde transport, endosome to Golgi
Cellular component (GO): GARP complex
Molecular function (GO): syntaxin binding
Source: RefSeq, a predicted model, not a curated record
AUGCCUAAUAAUAUACCAUCACGGACAUCUAUAGAAAAUCCACACAUGACUCGGACAGCCUCUGGUGUUAAACUAGCUUAUUUAGCGUCCUCUCAACAGCCUCAGGUGCACAUAAAUAGUUCAACACAUCAUACAUCAGCAUCAGCAUCGUCAGCAUCAUCACCUAAUUCGAAUUCAGAAGUCACUGACGCUCUUUUCCAUGGCACCUCUUCAUUGAUGCCUGCAACUAGUUAUGUUCGUCCUUUAGCUCGUGAAAGACCAUUUGCUCGUGAAGAUGUUGGCAAUCCAAAUACGAACAGUAGACCUCCUUCUAUUCGAUCAGCUACAUCAUUUGGAAGACCACUGACACGAUUCAAUACGGGGUAUCAUGCUCGUCAUCAUUCUAAUUACUCCAACUUUAGCACCAUGAGUGAGACUGCCUUGCCCUGGACAACUCGAGAUAUUGGAUUUAAUGCUAUCUCAGGUGUCUUGAAUGAUCCUGCAAAGCCUAAAGAUUCAACCAAACCAAAUAAAGUAGAUAUUCCACCCGUACCACAUGCCUCUAUACCUCGCAUAAAACCUAGCGAUUUUGAGAUUUAUUUAAAUCAUAUUGCACCUAUCUUUGAAAAAUACCAAUACGAUAAACUUAUUAAUAACAAAGAUGAGCCAGUCGCUGUAGUUGUAGAAGAAGAAGAAGAAGAAGAGGAGGAGGAGGAGGAGGAGGAGGAGGAAAAAGAGAAAUUAUCAUCAUUAACAAAGCAGCAAAAGCAACGAUCAAAACGUUCAAGUCGUAACCCGUACAGUUUACCACCUCAACAUAUUUUAUCGAAUGAAAGUUUAUUAAAUGAGGAUACCUCCAAGACAUCAUCAUCAUCACCACCACCACCACGCGAUUUACCCAUGUUGGAGAAUGUGCCUGCCAUCUUUUUUGAGCCUGACUUUUAUCUUGAAAAUCCACAGAUAUUUGAUACCGUCUGUGAGGGAGCGGAUAUUGUAGGCAAUAGUGGACCCAACCCCGCAAUUUCCACCAAUUCAAUCCUUCAAGAGAAAUUAUCCUAUUAUUUGGAUACAGUGGAGGUUCAUUUAUUACAAGAGAUUGAGAAUCGAUCCUCCUCCUUCUUUGAAGCACUUAGUAAUUUACAGGUAUUGCAUCAACAGACGCUUGAUUGUGUGGCACAGAUUCAUACGAUAAGACAAAAGAUGAAACAGAUUCAGAAUACAGAGUGCAAUGAUGGAUUAGAGAUCGUUCGACUUCAAGUGAGGAAAAGGAAUUUGGAAAAGUUGUAUCAAGUGACGAAAGCAGUUCAGGAGAUACGAUUAUCUCAACCCAUGAUACAAACUUUACUUGGAAAGGGUGAUUACUUUGCUGUAUUGGAUUUAAUUGAUACCACAAGGAAUAGACUGAAUGGAGGGAAUGAUCAUAUUGAUUUGAGUUCAGUAAAGGCAUUAGCGAAUUUUUCAAGUCAGUUGGAUGAAAUGCAGAAAGCAGUGGGUGUGAUGAUGCAACAUGAUUUCCUUAGUAUCUGUCUGUCUGAUUUGUCUUACAAGGUUGAAAGUUUAGAUUCAGACGUUGCAAAGCAGAGACUGUUAAGACAAGCUAAAGAUGGGAUGAAGGAAAGUGAGAUACUUAAAAAUGAGGGUAUCCAAUUGGAUAAGGAGGAAGAAUUACAAAACAGAGUUACUCCAUGUAUAGUGGGUUUAUUAAGAACAGAUCUGCUAUCAUCGACAUUGCAAGGUUAUCAAGAGCGACUCAUGGUUGAGAUAAAGGACAUCAUUCGUAAACGAUACCCACCUACUACUACCCCAUCCGAAAAUUCAGGUGCCCAUCUUGCGAAACAAUUAAAGUCGAUGCCAUUUGCAUCCUUUUUCCAAAUGCUUCUAGACAUAUUUUCAACUCUUAUUGAAGUCAUUCAACGGGCUUCAGUUUACCAUCAACUUUUAAUACGCGUGAUAGAGGGUCAAGAUCGAGAUCAUAAAGUCUUGCUUAGUCUUAGUAAGGAAUCAGCCGAUAUCGUCUUCUCUGCUGCUGACUUGGCACAUGUACGAUGUGGCAAAUUAAUUGGAUUUCGAAGUGAUCAAAAUGCAUUACUGAAUCCUACCGACUUUUAUCGACUAACAAGUGUGAUACGGACGUUCAUUUUACAAUCUGAAAACUUUUGUGGUCGUACCUGUUUUGGUUUACGAGGAACCAUCGUCUCUCAACAAAAGGCAUUUAUUGAUCAUUUUCAUAUGGAGCGUGUAAAACAAGAAACACAAUUGAUCGAGAAUGAACAAUGGACAGCGAGUGAAGUGCCCUCUGAUUUCCAAUUGAUUGUAGAUAGAAUAUGUGAGGGUCGUAUUUCAAGUUUUGUAGAUGAAGCACAACAACAACAACAACAGCAGCAUAUAGAUGGAGAAAAGACCACAAAACAUUUAUUUAUAAAUGGUCAUAGUUAUUAUAUUGUGGGAUGCAGUUUAUUAAUAUUAAAGAUGUUUGAAGAUUAUUUAAAAUGCAUUUUAAAUUUAGAAAGCAUGGCACCUGAAAUUACACAAAAACUGUUAGAAUUAUUAAAGUUAUUUAAUUCAAGAGUUUGCCAAGUUAUUUUAGGCGCAGGAGCUAUGCGAUCUGCUGGCUUAAAGAAUAUUACUGCUAAACAUUUAGCAUUGGCUUCACAAUCCUUGGCUAUUAUGAUUGCAUUAAUCCCGAAACUGAAAGAGUGUAUUAGUCGUCAAAUGUCUACUAAACAAACUAGUUUAUUAUCAGAAUUUGAUCGAAUCGUAAAAGAUUUCACAAACCAUCAGGGAGAAAUUCAUGCUAAACUAGUUGCUAUUAUGAAUGAAAGAUUUACUGCACAUGUUAAAUCAAUGCAAGCUAUAAAAUGGGAUGAAGAUGAACCUCAAACUGGUAAAAAUGCAAAUACAUACAUGGAAACAUUAGUGACAGAAACAUGCCGUUUACAUAAAGUACUUUCAAAGUAUUUACCAAUACGUGAUUUGAAGUUUAUCAUGUCUCAAGUAUUUGAAUCUUUUACGACACAGUUAUCAGAUCAAAUCAGUCAUAUUUCUAUCAAGACAGAAAAGGGCAAAAAUAGAUUAGCUCAAGAUGCAUCUUACUUUACUCGACGCUUAAAAUCACUUCAUCAUAUAGAUCCACCUUCUAAUUCUGUUAUUGAAGCAGUGGAACAUCUUACUCUCCAUAAUGAUUAUAUAAAACAGUAA